CUGACCAGAAAGAUAACAGACACGGAUCUCUUGAUUUAUUGUCAAUCUUUGUAGCGCUUAGUACUAACAGCAUAUUACCUACUCAAAACAGCUUAGAGCUACACGGCUGUACGGAAACAGGGCUUUAGAAGAAACUUCACCUAUAGCUGGUUAAUUUCUUCAUUUGGAUUGAAUCACAGAGACUCUAUAAUGGAUCUGAUGUGGCUUUUACACAUCGCAGCGAGUAUCUGCGCUUUGCUCGCCUCUGCUGAGAGACACACUGUUUUCUGGAAUAAUACCAACCCUAAGUUCAGAUGGGACAACUAUGCAGUUGAGGUACGCCUGAACGACUACCUGGACAUCGUUUGCCCUCACUACCCACUGGGCGAAGUGCCAUCACAGGAUGCCGAGCGCUAUGUGCUCUACAUGGUAGAACGUGAAGACUACGACUCCUGCCGCCCACAAUCCUACGACCAGAUGCGCUGGGAAUGCGGCCACCCUUUCGCCCCACACGCACCCGAGAAGUUCUCCGAGAAGUUCCAGCGCUUCACACCAUUCACUCUGGGGAAAGAGUUCCGACAGGGCGAGAGCUACUACUACAUCUCCAAACCACUACACCACCACGGACAGGAGUGUCUGAGACUCAGAGUGGACGUAGUUGCCAAUGAUGGUUCUCAAGAAGCCAGGGUCAGCACAGGAGGCGGAGCCAAGGUGGGCGCAGGGGGAGGAGCUCACACACCGUCUAAUCGGUUACCAGCAGAUGAUCCUGUUGUGGCUCUUCCUGAAGUACAGAAAAGCAUGCGGACAAACUCCGCCAUUUCAAUAGCAUCCUGGACUGUUCUCACAACUCUACUCCCCAUUUUAUUAUUGCUGGUCUUACAGUGAGAUGAACAUUGGACUAAAUUACACUUACAAAAGACUAUAAUGACGGCAGCCUGUGUUGAUGGAAGCACACAGGGGUAGCUCUUUACAUCCCAGUGCUGGCCAUUGGGAGGUGCGUACAGGAAGUGGAGCUCGCUCACACCGCUGGUGCCGGUGGAGAAGCGUAACUGGAAUGAAGAGGGCUUUGAACUUUGGACACUUCUAAAGAAACAACGCGAGACGUCAGUAUUUUUCUGGAAAUAAUGUUCAUGCAAAGGGAAUUUUUUUUUUUCCCUUUUCCAUUUUUUGUUCCUCAUAUAAACGCCGGACUAAAAAAACCUGGAUAAGAACAAACUGAAACAGUAAUGCAGAUUUUGAAUUAGCACAUACUUCAAUUAUGGACAACCCCUUUAUUCGAGUGUCAUAAUGAGGGGACACAAGCCAAGAAUGAGCCAAAGACCACAAAGCUUCUCAUGAAGGAGCAGAGCGAUCAAACCUUUUAUUGUUUUCUCAUGUUUUGUUGAUCCAGAGAAAUAAUUGAGUUUCGUAUUAAUUUAUGUAGCAUCAGCUCAGUGGGUUUUAUUCUCACGAUUUUCUCAUGAUUUUACAAGACUGUGUGCUGUACCUGGAAAUGCAGCACAGAACACAAACAAACCCCUUUUCCACUGAAAUGAUGCUGGUUCCUGUGACGGGACGUCUGAGGAAAUGAAUAGUGUAUGUCAGAUUGAGCGCCGGCACCCUGUCAGUGGAAAAUGGGGGCAUCCGAUACUGUUUACCAAACCCACUGACACACUUCCAUUCACAAAUGCUGUGUUGUUUUUGUACAUUCAUUGUUUAGAGAGUAAAUUAUUAGGUGUGCUGCAGAACAAAUUACUGUAUAUAGUGAGCAAAAAUGUUUACUGUGUGCUAGAGAGAGAGGGAAUGAGACGUGAGAGAGGAGAAACUCGUUGGAUUCAUGUGUAUGUAGAUGAAAGACAGGAAGAAAUGCUGGCAAAAAAAGGAAAUGUUGGUAUGUCCAGAAACACACACUGCCUCUCAAAUGUGUGUGUGUGUUCACAGAGGAGACGUGAUGGUCUGUCCUGGGACGGUGGGUCAGAUGAGCACCAUCAGCAUUUAACCUGCCAAGCACAAUCAAUGACACACACACACACACACCACUUACACAUCACAAAUGGACAACUGGAAGCCAACAAAUAUGAAAUAAAAAAAUUUACAAAACACACAAAUUAAUGCUAGAAAAUAAGACAUUUAAAAUCGUUAAAUUGCAAUAUAUAUGCACAGUAUAUAAUGCAAUUUAAUAAUAGCAAAUGAUUUAUUUAUAACACUUAUUUUUACCUAUUUAAUUAAAAAUCUCAAAAUAAGCCACUGUUAUUGACUGAUGAAUCUCAAAAUGGCCAAAUAUCUGCUGAUAAAUUGACCUGCCUGAUAUAUCAGUCUGUUACUACAAUAUAAGUCUGCUAUUUUUGUUUUUAAUAUACAUAUACUAUAUACUACCAAGAACUGUUUGUGUGGGGAAACUGGACCUGGUUUACAAUUUGAGAAGGACACACGUUUAUAACACUAAUCCGCUAAAGCACUAUGAACAAAACAGCACAUACACUGACUCUGACAUGAUGUAGCUGUUUAAGCUCAAUUCCGGGCAGUUGUUAGUACGACUGAUGCAGCUGUACAUGACUAACGUUAGAUCACUCCCAUUCAUUUUUUGACUUUUGUUUUCCUUUUUCCAUUCUCAUAUUCUUAUUUUGUACAUUUAUUGUGUAAAAUGUAUAUUAUGUAUAUAAAGAAGAUUAUAUAAAAAGAGACCUUUGAUAAAAAAACAAAAACAAAACAGUUAAUGUGAAGAUUCUUAUGUGAAAAUAAAUGAUAUUUUUGGAAAAUGC
Molecule: messenger RNA, 2720 nt
Organism: Onychostoma macrolepis
Lineage: Eukaryota; Metazoa; Chordata; Actinopteri; Cypriniformes; Cyprinidae
Gene: efna1a
Product: ephrin-A1a
Exons: 5
Coding region: 190-864 (224 amino acids)
Biological process (GO): ephrin receptor signaling pathway; axon guidance
Cellular component (GO): plasma membrane
Molecular function (GO): ephrin receptor binding
Source: RefSeq, a predicted model, not a curated record